AUGGCUGGAGUUACCAUCUCCAGGAAUGCAGGCCUCUCCCUGCACAGGACAUGUGUGAAGCCAAAGGAUGCGCCGGCAUCAAAGGCGGCUGAGCUCCUGGUGUGUCGUAGCCUGGGCAUAGUCAAGAACGGCGAGGACGUCACCGCGGCGGCUCUAGAUGCCUUUGCAGAACGGUUCAAGGACCAGCUGCCUCAGGAAGUGAUCAACUCCAUGCGUAAGCUUUUCAAGCUCGACGACGGGCAAGCUGCAGGUGUGGAAGACGCCCUCAUCCAGCACGGAGGUGCCGGUGUCAUGGACAUGGAAGGGCCAGACGGCGGUGCUGCAGCGCUGCUGGCAGCAAUUUGA
Messenger RNA from Triticum turgidum subsp. durum (durum wheat), 345 nucleotides. The record is from the annotation of a GenBank genome assembly. Lineage: Eukaryota; Viridiplantae; Streptophyta; Magnoliopsida; Poales; Poaceae.